Penicillium expansum is the source of this 939-nucleotide messenger RNA. RefSeq lists its product as uncharacterized. Lineage: Eukaryota; Fungi; Ascomycota; Eurotiomycetes; Eurotiales; Aspergillaceae. The transcript has a single exon. Bases 1 to 939 code for a protein of 312 amino acids. The record is from RefSeq and is a predicted model, not a curated record. Gene Ontology annotation, cellular component: cytoplasm.
AUGUCGAUUCCACAAGAAGCAGUACACAACGUCUUGAAUCAUGUUCUACCUCAUAUUCAACGCCACAUUCAAUGCCAGUCACCGACCUCAACAAACCCGCGACCAUUUAUCCUAGGUUUGACAGGCCUCCAAGGCAGCGGGAAAUCGACAUGGACCGAUGCGCUUGUGAAAGAGCUAAGACAAACCCACGGCUUCAACACAACAAAUUUGUCACUCGAUGACCUGUACCUUGAUCACGACGAUCUGGUCCAACUUCGCACGGCCAAUCCAUCCAACAAACUGGUCCAAGCACGAGGCCAACCGGGAACACAUGACAUGGCUCUUGCGCGCUCUUUCUUCGAAAGCUUAAGCACUGGCUCGGAGAUACUUAUCCCGUCAUUUGACAAGAGCAAGUUCAACGGCGAGGGCGGGAGGACACCAAAAGAGACAUGGUACCGUGUUCCCGCUGGAACAGCGAUUGAUGUUGUUGUUUUUGAAGGCUGGUGUGUUGGAUUCCAGCCUCUGGAUGAAACGGCUCUACGACAACAGUGGGAGGAAGGGCUAAAGAAGCAGACUGCAUCGGAAUACCCAACAGAAACUCUGAAGGGUCAUGCCGUUGAACACUUGCUGGAUGCGAACAUGCAGCUGCGCGGCUACUGCGAUCUUUUCAUGGGACCGCAGCACUUGGAUUUCCUCGUUCAUUUGGAUACCAAUGACCUGGUCAAUGUUUAUCGGUGGCGGAUGCAGCAGGAGCAUGCUCUCCGCGCGCGGACGAAUGAGAGUAUGACGGAUGAGCAGGUUAUCCAGUUUGUGAAAGGGUAUAUGCCGGCUUAUGAGCUGUAUCUUGACCAGUUGAGACGUGGCUUUUUCGAUUUGAGCGCACCCAAUUCCGAUAACAAGGGCCAGUUGCGAGUUGUUUUGGAUCAGGAUAGGACAGUAGUUGAUAUUGAUUUGUAUUAG